Molecule: messenger RNA, 996 nt
Organism: Microsporum canis CBS 113480
Lineage: Eukaryota; Fungi; Ascomycota; Eurotiomycetes; Onygenales; Arthrodermataceae
Product: cytochrome P450
Exons: 2
Coding region: 1-996 (331 amino acids)
Molecular function (GO): heme binding; oxidoreductase activity, acting on paired donors, with incorporation or reduction of molecular oxygen; iron ion binding
Source: RefSeq, a predicted model, not a curated record
AUGGAUGCUAUCGCUCCCGGCCUGUCUUCAGGGCUGUUGGCUCUCUGUGCCAUCGGCUUCUCCGUGGCGAUAUUGUUUGUUUACCAACUACGGUUCAGCCCUUUAGCUGGCGUCCCUGGCCCGAGAGCCGCUGCAGUAACGCGGUGGUAUGAGUUCUACUGGGAGUGCAUCAAGCAGGGUCGCUAUACCUUCAAGAUCGAGGAACUGCACAGGAGAUAUGAAAAGCAGGCAAAAGCGGUUCUUGAAUCAAAAGGAGAACGGGAGGGCUCUCCUCCAACCGUUCUUGAUGCCGUGUAUACCUGUCCUGCGCUUGGGCCUGAAGAAAAGACUCUGAGACGACUCACGGCAGAGGCGGCCACGCUUAUCGGAGCAGGAACAGAGACGACGGGGAACACGCUCUCUGUUUUCACCUUCCAUGUUCUCUCAAACCCCCAUGUCUUGAAGAAAGUCACGGCAGAGCUUGUAGAUGCCGCCGCAAAGGCAGGUAGCAAGCAAGAGUUUCUAGACAACAAGACACUCGUGGGUUUGCCUUACUUCCAGGCCUGCAUCAAGGAAGCCCUGCGCAUAGGAAUGGGUGUCUCGGGCCGCCUUCCGCGGGUGAAUCCUCUAGAGCCCACCAGCUACACCACUCCAACGGGUAAAACAUAUGUCUUCCCGCCUGGCACCGCCAUCUCCAUGUCAAUCCGUAACAUGCAUUUCAACGAAAAGAUAUUCGACCGCCCUCACUGCUAUAUGCCCGAGAGGUGGCUGGAGAGUAGUCAACAGGAUUUAUGGCGCAUGGAGAAGGCCUUUGUCCCGUUUUCAGCUGGCAGCAGGGUGUGCUUGGGACUUGAACUGGCAAAGAUGGAGAUCAACCUUCUAGCAGGGAAUUUACUGCAUAGAUUCAGACUGGAGCUGUUUGAAACAACAGAGAGAGAUAUCAGCGUCCAGCAUGACUUCUUUGCGCCCUUCGGACCUACGGAUAGCAAGGGAGUGAGGAUGAUUGUGAAGGAAUAA